CGUCACGUUCCGCCCGGGGCCUCGGGGCCUCGUUGCGCGCCCGGCGAGGCGGGGGGGCGGGGCUGAGGAGCUGCUGCGCCUGCGUUGUGGGCGUUCUCCGCGAGCAGCUGCCGUCGCCGCCGACGCCACUGCUGCGUUCGGGUGUAGAACCUGGAAUCCCUGCGCCUCGGUAACAAUGAAGCAGAGUUCGAACGUGCCGGCUUUCCUCAGCAAGCUGUGGACGCUUGUGGAGGAGACCCACACCAACGAGUUCAUCACCUGGAGCCAGAAUGGUCAGAGUUUUCUGGUUUUGGAUGAACAAAGAUUUGCAAAAGAAAUUCUUCCCAAAUAUUUCAAGCACAAUAACAUGGCAAGCUUUGUAAGACAACUGAAUAUGUAUGGUUUCCGUAAAGUAGUACAUAUUGACUCUGGAAUUGUAAAGCAGGAACGAGAUGGUCCUGUUGAAUUUCAGCAUCCUUACUUCAAACAAGGGCAGGAUGACUUGUUGGAGAACAUUAAAAGGAAGGUUUCAUCUUCAAAACCAGAAGAAAAUAAAAUUCGUCCGGAAGAUUUAACAAAAAUUAUAAGCAGUGCUCAGAAGGUUCAAAUAAAACAAGAGACAAUUGAGUCCAGGCUUUCUGAGUUAAAAAGUGAGAAUGAGUCCCUUUGGAAGGAGGUGUCAGAAUUACGAGCAAAACACGCACAACAGCAACAAGUUAUUCGAAAGAUUGUGCAGUUUAUUGUUACAUUGGUUCAGAAUAACCAGCUUGUAAGUUUAAAACGUAAAAGACCUCUACUUCUGAACACUAAUGGAGCCCAAAAGAAGAAUCUGUUUCAGCACAUAGUCAAAGAACCAGCUGAUAAUCACCAUCAUAAAGUUCCACACAGUAGGACUGAAGGUUUAAAACCAAGGGAGCGGAUUUCAGAUGACAUCAUUAUUUAUGAUGUUACUGAUGAUAAUGCAGAUGAAGAAAGUAUCCCAGUUAUUCCAGAAACUAAUGAGGAUGUUAUAUCUGAUCCUACCAACUGUAGCCAGUACCCUGAUAUUGUCAUUGUUGAAGAUGACAAUGAAGAUGAAUAUGCACCUGUUAUUCAGAGUGGAGAUCAGAAUGAACCAGCCAGAGAAUCCCUAAGUUCAGGCUCUGAUGGCACGAGUCCUCUCAUGUCUAGUGCCGUCCAACUAAAUGGCUCAUCCAGUCUGACCACAGAUGAUCCUGUGACCAUGAUGGAUUCCAUUUUAAAUGAUAACAUCAAUCUUUUGGGAAAGGUUGAGCUGUUGGAUUAUCUUGACAGUAUUGAUUGCAGUUUAGAGGACUUUCAAGCCAUGCUGUCAGGAAGACAGUUUAGCAUAGACCCAGAUCUCCUGGUUGAUCUUUUCACUAGUUCUGUGCAGAUGAAUCCCACAGAUUACAUCAAUAAUACAAAAUCUGAGAAUAAAGGAUUAGAAACUACCAAGAACAAUGUAAUUCAGCCAGUUUCAGAAGAGGGGAGAAAAUCUAAGCCCAAAACAGAUAAACAGCUUAUCCAGUACACUGCCUUUCCACUUCUUGCAUUCCUUGAUGGGAACCCUGCUUCUGCUGUUGAACAGGGGAGCACAGCAUCAUCAGAAGUUCUGUCCUCUGUAGAUAAACCCAUAGAAGUUGAUGAGCUUCUGGAUAGCAGCCUGGACCCAGAACCAACCCAAAGUAAGCUUGUUCGCCUGGAGCCGUUGACUGAAGCCGAAGCUAGUGAAGCCACUCUGUUCUAUUUAUGUGAACUUGCUCCUGCACCUCUGGAUAGUGAUAUGCCACUUUUAGAUAGCUAAAUUCCCAAGAAGUGGACUCUAUGUAUAUAUUCAUCAAAAUGAUGAACUAUUUAUUUUAAAGUAUUAUUUGGUACCUUUUUUUUUUGUAAAUUGCUUUGUUCUGUUUAAUUGGAUACUGUGGAAUCAAAAGCACCUUUUGCUUUUCUCACUAACCACACAGUCUUGCAAAGCUUUCAUAUGUUACUCAGCUAUGUAGGUACACAAGAUUUAAUGUACAUUAUUGCACAUCUUUAAGUUGGAUUUAUAUGGGCAUUUUUUUCCAAUUGUAGUAAAUUUGAAUUAUUUUUUAUAUAUAUGCCCAUUAACCCCAGUUAAACUUUUGUUUUACUUGUUUGAUGCUGUCUGUUUGCAUUGAGUGUAAGUCACUAAAAUUAAUGGUAGAGCUCCUAAAGCUUUCCUCUGUUCCUGUUACUUUUACUAAGUAUUUUUCACUUGGCUUAUUUCUAAAACUGGGAACAUAAAGUGCCUGUAUCUUGUAAAAUUUCAUUUGUCUCUCGGUUCAGAGAAGUUCAUGUUCAACAGGAAAGGCAAAGUAUACAUGAGUGCUUGAUGUCUGAUAUGGUUCCAGUUCUGUAUACAUAGAAGGAAGGGGGUGGGAUCGUGUCAGCCCAAUCCACCUACUUGGACUAGUUUUAAGUAAAAGUUUUUUGGUUUGUUUUUUUGAACCAUAAUAUUUAGUAAAAUAAAUAUAAUGAAUGUUGCAUAUUAGUGUCUGUUAUGUGUCUUCUUUGGAGAUGACACCCACGUGUACCAUUUUUUUCUUUUCAUAGGAAGUAGAUAGACUGAAACUGUAAAAAUUGAGUCUGUUAUCCAUUCUUAAUAUGAGUUACACCAUGAAUUUUGUGCCUCAUCUCAAAAGAUAAACUGUGUAUUGCAAUAAGGGAGGAAUAUAAAGUCUCUAAACUUAAUGUGUUUUAUAGUUCUUGGUUUAAAAAUUAUAGUGACUUGCUUUCUGUUUCUAAUAAAGAACUUAGAAGUAUGCCUCUCAUUGUUCCAAGUGAGUAAAGAACAUUAUCACUGGAUGCCACUAAGGGCCUAUAAUUUUUGUUCUGAGAGAAGGUAAGAGAAAGUCACAUCAGCUACACCUUUUGGAACUCAGAGGUGCUCAGAGACUAUAGAGACUUAAUGCAAGAGAAGGCCACCUCUUUUAUCACUUAAAGACAGGCAGGGGGCCAGAAGCAGUAUGGCUAAUGUCUGAGUAUUUUAUAGGGCUUAUUGAUGAGGAAUUACACAGAUGACUUCCCUAUUGGCCAUAUUCUGUCUCUUAAUAUCUUGGAAUUUCUCUUUUUAUGAUGUAAAAGAGCAGAGUAAAGCCUAGCACAGAGGGAUAGGAAACCCUUUCUUAGCAGAUCCUGAAAUAUUUGGCUCAGAGAGUGGGAUCUUGUGAACUAAUUAAAGGCCUCAGAACAGUUCCGCAUAAGCUUUCGUAUAGGUUUUCAGGUGAGAAAGAGUUGAGAGACUGAGAGGAGAGAGAACUUUAGAGAACUAAAUGUUCUUUUUAGGGUGUGUCACUACAGCACGUCCUCAAAUAAUACUUUGUUCACUUUUUGUUUCGUUUUAAGCUGAUGAGGAAAAGAAAUCAGUUCUUAGUUGGGGCCACUGUGUAGUUUGCAUGUUUUCUCCAUGCCUGCAUGGAUUUUCUCUAGGAUUUCUUUCCUCUCACAUAAGCAGAUUGGAAAAUAUAUUGUUUUUAUUAGUCUUUCUUAAAUGUAUGUAUGGAACACAUUUUAAUGUGUAAUACUGGAAGUAUUUUGUUGUAUGUCGUUUUGAUGAACAUGUAUAGAACGCUACAUUUAAGAAUUAGCACUUAGACCUUUGUUUCAAGCAUACAUGAAAUUUUUUUGAGAACUGGUUGUGCAUUAGGCUAUAAAGCAAAUAAUCAAAUUUCAAGGAAUUGGUGUCAAACAGACUACAAUACAAAUAAGCUAGACCUUGACAGUUUUGUGGAACAGUGCCUGGUGUUUUGCAGUGUCCCUCAAUUUGGGGUUACCUGAUUUUUUUUCAUGAUUAGACUGGGGUGCUGGGUUUUGGGAAAGAACAGAGGUGAAGUAUCAUUUUCAACAUAUAUCAAGGUACAUGCUAUCAAGGUUAACUUUUCAUUGUUAACCUUGACUUGGAUUGGAAUGUCAAAGGGAACGUUCCUGUGAGCCCAGAGGUUGUACAAUACCUCCAAUGCUCCCUCAAAAACAACCCAAGCAGCCAUGGUGCCAUUGCCUUACACACACCAGUCUUUUGUGAUUUUGUCUGCCAGCUGCAGAUUUUAGACUUGUCAGCCCUUGUAGUCAGCGUGACAAUUCCAUAUACAUAUCCUGUUGGUUCUAAUACACUAAAAAGUAAACAAGCUCUCUUUAUGCUAUAUACCUUAGAAAAUCAAGAGUGAAGGAAUGCUAUAGCUUUUGCACAGUAAAUGGGGAUACUUUGAGAGAUGUCACCGGGCAGUACUAAAAGGGGUAAUACUGGCCAAAUACAAGUCGAACAUAGGAACAGCGAGACAAUAAUUAAUUGAAACAUUUAAGGUCUUAUUAAAAAUUGAUAAGCUGAAUCUAAUGAAAAUUAAACGCUUUUGCUCUACAAAAGACCGUUACGAGGAUGGAAAGACAAAGCUAUGUACUGGGCGAAAAUAUUUUCAAACUACAUAUCUGAUAAAGGACAAGUAUCUAGAAUAUAUAAAGAACUCUCAAACUUAACAGAAAUAAACCAAUCUGAUUAGAAAAUAGCCAAAAGACAUAAAGAGUACACAUGGAUGACAAGUAUGCACAUGAAAAGAUACUAUACAUUAGCCAUGUGGGAAAGGCAAAUCAAAACCACAAUGAGGUAUCACAUUUCUAUCGGAACAGCUAAAAUAAGAGUGGUACCAAAUGCUGGUGAAAGUACAGAGAAACUGAACUCAUACAUCAAAGAUGUGAACGUGAAAUGCUACUGUCACUCUAGAAAGUAGUUUUGCAAUGUUUUAUAAAACUAAACAUGUGACUCAUCUACAAGGACUCCUGCCCCUUCACCUCUGACUCUGGGGACCCAGUAAUCUGUUCUCCAUUUCUAUAAUUUUAUCGCCGCAAGCAUGCUAUAUAAGCAGCAUCAUCCUGUAUGGGCCUUCUGGGACUGGCUUUUUUAACCCGGCAUACAGCCCUGGCGAUCCGUUGAAGUUGUACCAAUAGUCACUUUUUUAUAGUUUAGUAGUACUUCAUGACAUGGAUGUACUACUGUGUUUAAACCUUCACCUGUUGAAGUACAUCUGGGUUCUUUCCAGUUUGGGUUAUUACCAAUAAAGCUGCCAUGAACACUUAUGUAGUUUUUUGUGUGAGCAUUAGUUUCUCUGGGUAAAUAUCCAAGAGUUGUGUGGACAUUGUUUUGUGUAUAAUGUUGGAGAGACUCGGACCAUUUCAAAUGAGUUAUUAAACGUAAUAAAACUUGAUAAUUCAUAUGUAA
Messenger RNA from Miniopterus natalensis, 5209 nucleotides. RefSeq names its product heat shock transcription factor 2 (gene HSF2). The record is from RefSeq and is a predicted model, not a curated record. Gene Ontology annotation, biological process: regulation of DNA-templated transcription. Lineage: Eukaryota; Metazoa; Chordata; Mammalia; Chiroptera; Miniopteridae. Gene Ontology annotation, molecular function: DNA-binding transcription factor activity; sequence-specific DNA binding.